Molecule: messenger RNA, 1550 nt
Organism: Aureobasidium subglaciale EXF-2481
Lineage: Eukaryota; Fungi; Ascomycota; Dothideomycetes; Dothideales; Saccotheciaceae
Exons: 2
Coding region: 127-1065 (312 amino acids)
Biological process (GO): fatty acid catabolic process
Molecular function (GO): 2,4-dienoyl-CoA reductase (NADPH) activity
Source: RefSeq, a predicted model, not a curated record
GCAGCCUCGUGCCGUUCAGCUAGAGCUGACACGACCCUGUGUUUGGCACGCUGUGUCCAACCUCUCUUCCCUCCCCUGCACCAUCCAUCUAUAUAUCUGUCCGCCCAGUACGACCCAACUGUAAACAUGCCACAACAGAAGAAAGAAUAUCUCAGUGACGCUUGGAAGGAUGGCAUCUUUAAGGACAAGGUUUUGUUCUGCACAGGCGGUGCUGGUUCCAUUUGCAGCGCUCAAACCAGGGCUCUGGUUCAUCUAGGAGCAUCUGCCGCCAUCAUUGGGCGUAACAAGGAGAAAACAGAGCGUAUGGCUGCCGACAUUGCUACAGCUCGUCCUGGCGCUCGUGUACUUGCAAUUGCCGGCGUGGACGUUCGCGACCCCAAGGCUCUACAAGACGCUGCAGAUAGGACUGCCAAAGAACUGGGCUCCAUUGAUUUCGUGAUUGCUGGCGCAGCAGGCAACUUUCUUGCUCCACUGUCGCAGCUCAGCGCCAACGCCUUCAAAUCGGUCAUCGACAUUGAUGUCCUGGGCAGCUACAAUACUGUUAAAGCGACCCUGCCUUAUCUCGUCGAAAGCGCAAAGAGAAACUCUGCCAACUCAACAGACCCUACCUCCGGAGGAAGAAUCAUCUUCGUUUCGGCCACAAUUCACUACACCGGUCUACCCUUACAAACCCAUGUUUCGGCGGCCAAGGCAGCCGUCGAUGCCUUGUCAAAUGCGGUUGCCAUCGAAUAUGGACCGCUGGGCGUCACCUCCAAUGUCAUUGCCCCAGGGCCUAUCGGGGGCACAGAGGGCAUGGAACGAUUGGCCAAAAGUGACCCGGAAAGUGUUGCAAAGUCGUCAAAGAGGGUGCCUCUGGGACGGCUGGGAUCGGUCAAGGACAUAGCAGAUGCGACGGUUUAUGUAUUCUCGGAUGCAGGCAACUUUGUGAAUGGCUCGACGGUCGUGGUAGACGGAGGCAGCUGGAGGGUCAAUGCUGGCGGGCCCGGAUCUACUUGGGAGUAUCCAGACUUUCUCCUGAGCGGAGCCACUGUAGAGGGAGUCAAGGGCGGAAAGGCCAAGUUGUAGGCGAUAGAUUGCGAGCGUCUGUGCUCCAACGUCGAGAGGAUACAUACUCUAGUCACUUUGAAUCGUUGGUGCAUGAAGAAGCGAUUUAGUUGGCCAGGCCGAAUCGACGUCGGAAGACACGAGUUCUUGAUGCAUAAAUGAAGCUUUGGCACGAUCGGAUGAGCAAGUUGACGAAUACGCUUCACAAGAAGCUGUGACACGGCGGACAAGCAGAAAGAAGGAUGAGCACAAAGGCGGCAGAUCAGACAUGAAUCUUGGACACCAAGUCGGCGUCAAGGCAGAAGAGUGGACGGCAUGAUUGGACGAGUCUCACAAGAUGACGAGGUCAUCUAGAAUGGCGAACCUGUUUGACGGCAUGAAACAAGGGCGGGUGGAGGAUCGACGGCACGACGCAAAUCACAAUCACGAGAGGCGACAGACUUUGGCUACGUUGGCUAGCGCUGUCGACGACUCGAGGCUUGCAGGAUAGGCGAGUCAACACUAUU